Molecule: messenger RNA, 1675 nt
Organism: Pan troglodytes (chimpanzee)
Lineage: Eukaryota; Metazoa; Chordata; Mammalia; Primates; Hominidae
Product: olfactory receptor 2M2
Exons: 2
Coding region: 593-1531 (312 amino acids)
Biological process (GO): G protein-coupled receptor signaling pathway
Cellular component (GO): membrane
Molecular function (GO): G protein-coupled receptor activity; olfactory receptor activity
Source: RefSeq, a predicted model, not a curated record
CUUAAGCUUCUGCACUUAGUUUCAUCAUGUAAAAAAAAUAAGAGAUUAUAAAAUUAAAGAUAAUAUAUAAUAAUAUCUACAUGUGUCUAAUAAGGGCAUCUGACAUACACAAUGGUUGUAGGUGUUAGGCGAGUUUACAAAUUUUUUUUAAACCACAGUGCCAGUUACACAGAAAGCACUGGUGUUUUUUUCCUCAUCAUGCGAGAGACAGCGAGAAGUUUCAGAAAGUUCACACUCAUCUACAAGGAAGGAGGCAUAAUUAUCUUGUUAUGUAGUAUUUUCAAGAAAAGAAAAGUAGUAUUUUCAAGAAAAGAGGCUAAUUCUGCUUCAUGUCCUAGGAGAGGAGAUAGAAGGUAAUACAAACUUUGAUAAUUAAAGACAAGGGAAUGGAUUCCCCACAGGUAAAAAUUUAAGCUUCUGUCUUUUUAUUCAUCUGUCAAUAGCAAUAAAGAUUCCAACUAUGCUUUCUCUGAUGAUGGAAACAUAAAAACAUGUAAGAUACUUAUAGAUUUUUGCCUUUCCAGGAACCUAAAAUCACAUUGAAAAUACACACUAUUCAUAUCAGUACUAAGAGGUAAAAAGCACAUUCAUCAUGGCAUGGGAGAAUCAGACCUUCAACUCUGACUUCAUCCUCCUGGGAAUCUUCAAUCACAGCCCACCACACACCUUCCUCUUCUUUCUGGUCCUGGGCAUCUUUUUAGUGGCCUUCAUGGGAAACUCUGUCAUGGUUCUCCUCAUCUACCUGGACACCCAGCUCCACACCCCCAUGUACUUCCUCCUCAGCCAACUGUCCCUCAUGGACCUCAUGCUCAUCUGCACCACCGUACCCAAGAUGGCCUUCAACUACCUGUCUGGCAGCAAGUCCAUUUCUAUGGCUGGUUGUGUCACACAAAUUUUCUUCUAUAUAUCACUGUCUGGCUCUGAAUGUUUUCUUUUGGCUGUUAUGGCUUAUGACCGCUAUAUUGCUAUUUGCCACCCUCUAAGAUACACCAAUCUCAUGAGUCCUAAAAUUUGUGGACUUAUGGCUACCUUCUCCUGGAUCCUGGGCUCUACAGAUGGAAUCAUCGAUGCUGUAGCCACAUUUUCCUUCUCCUAUUGUGGGUCUCGGGAAAUAGCCCACUUCUUCUGUGAAUUCCCUUCCCUACUAAUCCUCUCAUGCAAUGACACAUCAAUACUUGAAGAGGUUAUUUUCAUCUGCUGUAUAGUAAUGCUUGUUUUCCCUGUUGCAAUCAUCAUUGCUUCCUAUGCUCGAGUUAUUCUGGCUGUCAUUCACAUGGGAUCUGGAGAGGGUCGUCGCAAAGCUUUCACGACCUGUUCCUCUCACCUCAUGGUGGUGGGAAUGUACUAUGGAGCAGCUUUGUUCAUGUACAUACGGCCCACAUCUGAUCACUCCGCUAUGCAGGACAAGAUGGUGUCUGUAUUCUACACCAUCCUCACUCCCAUGCUGAAUCCCCUCAUCUACAGCCUCCGCAACAAGGAGGUGACUAGAGCAUUCAUGAAGAUCUUAGGAAAGGGCAAGUCUGGAGAGUGAGUUACCUCAUAAACUUUAUGUUUUGCUGUUUGCUAAAUUCUUCUUUCUAAUAUCCAUCUUUUUCUAUGAUGUCAAAAUACUAGCAUUGAUUAUGUACAUUGCCUAACAUAUUUAUGGGCACCUAUACAAUUUAUUUCAGGUAAA